AUGUCGAAGAUACUCUCGGACAGCUCGGAGAAGGUGCCCUACGAGGCCAAGGUUGUCCCGCUCGACGGCGGCGGCCACGCCCACGAGGACGUCGAUGUCUACCGUACCGGCGGCGACGCCGAGCACCAGCUCGUCGAGACGCCGGGCCUCAAGCGCCAGCUCAAGUCGCGUCACAUGGCGAUGAUCUCGAUUGGCGGUGUGAUCGGCACCGGUCUGUUCCUCGGUACCGGCUCAGCCCUCAACCACGGCGGCCCGCUCGGCCUGUUCCUCGGAUACGCGCUCAUGGGCUCCAUCUGCUACGCGACCAUGAUUUCCGCCGGCGAGGUCAUCGCCUACCUCCCCAUCGCGGGCGGCCACAUCACCCUCUCUGCUCGCUUCGUCGACCGCGGCCUGGCCUUUGCCAUGGGCUGGAAUUACUGGUACAACUGGACGAUUAUCCUGCCUGCAGAGCUGUCCGCGGCGGCUGUGCUCAUCAACUUGUGGGACAAGACGACGAACAACGCCGCGUGGAUCUCAAUGUGCCUCGCCGUCGUGAUCAUCAUCAAUCUAUUCGGUGCAGGCGUGUACGGCGAGUGCGAGUUCUGGUUCGCAUCCAUCAAGGUCCUCACGAUCGUCGGGCUCCUCAUCGUCGGCCUAGUGAUCACAUGUGGCGGAGGACCGGACCACACGUCCAUCGGUUUCCGGUACUGGCGCAACCCUGGGCCGUUUGUCCAGUUCAACGGCAUUCCGGGGGCCAAGGGCCGCUUCCUCGGCUUCUGGGCCGUCUUGACGCAGGCAGCGUUCAGCUACAUCGGAACCGAGAUCCUCGCCAUCGCCGCGGCCGAGGCCAAGAACCCGCGCCGUAACCUCCCCCGCUCGAUCAAGCGCGUCUACAUCCGUAUCCUCGUCUUCUACCUCGGCGGCACGUUCAUGAUCGGCCUCCUCGUCCCCUCCAACGACCCGGGCCUCGCGCUCAACUCGGGCACGGCGCUCGCGUCUCCCUUCGUCAUCGCCAUCCGCCGCUCGGGCAUCAAGGUCCUCCCUAGCUUCAUCAACGCGUGUCUCCUCACCUCUGCGUGGUCGGCCGCGUCUUCGGACCUGUUCACCUCGUCGCGUGCGCUCUACGGUCUCGCCCAGGCGGGACAGGCCCCCGCAUUCCUCCGGUACACGACCAAGCGCGGCCUCCCCCUCUACUGCGUCGCCAUCUCCGCCAUCUUUGGCGGGCUCGCGUACAUGAGUCUGGGCGAGACGGCCGGUAUUGCCUUUGGAUACCUCGCCAACAUGACCGCUGCUGCCGGUCUCAUCUCAUGGUGGGGCAUCAACCUGCUCUACAUCCGCUUCGCGGCCGGCAUGCGCGCCCAGGGCAUCGACCGCAAGACGCUCCCGUACUGGUCAUACGCCAACACUCACUCCAUUGCCGCCUACUACGCCAUCACGAUGAUCAGCAUCAUCCUCUUCUUCUCCGGCUUUAGCGUCUUCCUCAAGGGCCGCUGGAAGGUCGGUGACUUUGUCACCACCUACAUCCCUCUGUGGCUCUUCCCCCUCCUCUGGAUCGGGUACAAGCUUAUCACCAAAGCCAAGUUUGUCCGCGCCGACGACAUGGACUUCCACACCGGCAUCGCCGAGGUCGAGGCUGAGUGCUACGAGGAGCCGCCGCCUCGUAACUUUAUCGAGCGAUUCUGGAGCUGGCUCAUGUGA
Molecule: messenger RNA, 1677 nt
Organism: Vanrija pseudolonga
Lineage: Eukaryota; Fungi; Basidiomycota; Tremellomycetes; Trichosporonales; Trichosporonaceae
Product: Arginine permease CAN1
Exons: 3
Coding region: 1-1677 (558 amino acids)
Biological process (GO): amino acid transmembrane transport
Cellular component (GO): membrane
Molecular function (GO): amino acid transmembrane transporter activity
Source: RefSeq, a predicted model, not a curated record